GCCUCGGAAACCAGUGGGCCGAGCAGGAGCCCAUGGAGGCCGGACCCGCUUACCGCCAGAGCCUUUCUCCUCGCAUUGUCGCCCACUUUUCCUUUUCCUUUCACGGAUGGCCACCGGGAGUCCCGUCGGCACCUCCUGGGAUCCACGUUUGCCACAAAACGAUUGGUCCGCCCCUGGGGAGCCCUUCGCGGAGGCCCCCUUCGGAGCCUUACGGUACAAUUUCCGGGCCUAGGACUCCCUUGGCCUAGGCUCGGCCGAGAAGCCAGCCAGCAUCCACCCUUUUCAGAGAGGUGCCGGCUACCAACGGAUCUCUCUCCCUCCCCCUCGGGUCACCGAGAGCCCGCCCCCGUGUGACCUGCCCACCUACCUCCGUGCCCCCGAAUGUAGUCAAUGCCCGCUUUCUUUCUUUUUUUAAAGCGCCCUCCUCGUUUGCUUGUCUAAGAUUGAGAUGAGUGUUGUGGUCCUGCCCCCUUUCCUCCAGUGGAGGUUGCCGUGAGCUGUACCUCCAUUCAUUCUGUCUAGGCGAUGACCACGCUUGCACAUUAAAAUGUGUGACUUCUUUCUCACCCUUCUUUGGUCUUCAGUACUACUUCUUAAAUACGUUUUUCGAACUAGAUCUGGGAGGAUGAAGAUUAUUUUGCAGUUAUGUAAUGUGGAUUUGUAUGGCCCUGGAAAAGCCAUGUUGCUCCCGGGCAGAGUGGAGCGGACCGAAAGGAGGGAAGAGAUUGGACCUCUCUUGCACCGGACUGCUGUAGUGUGAAGUGCUGUGCCUUAGGUAGUUGACAGCAGUGUCUACACAACUUCCACGUUUGUCUUGGGUACUUCAAUUUUUAAGAUUUGUUCCCGCCAACGUUCAGAAGCCUAGAAAGGCCGUUCAGUUGGUUAUCAGUUGCUCGUGAUUUAAUACGUAGAUGCUACACUAUUACAAAUUUUAACCUUUCUUUUAAAAGCCUUUGUUGUCCUCAUCUGUAAAAUAAGGAUUAGGAUAGUAUUCACUUCAUGGAUGAUUGAGAUUGGAAAUUCAUUCAAUGUAUGUAAAAUCCUUAGUGCAAUACCCAAAUGACGUAGUGUUUAGUCCAUUUUAACCGGUACGUAUUGUUAUUUAAGAAUUUUCAGUGAAGUACAAGAGCCUAACCCUGAUUCUAACAUUUCUUCCAGUGUACUGUGAAUAGACUAUUUUUCUGUGAAUAGUCUUAUAAAGUAGAAGUUAAUCCUUAAUGCAAAGUUUCUCAUUGGUAUGUUACUAGAAAGGGGCAUUAUGACACAGUGAAAACAGCCCCUGGAUUGGUAAUUGCAGGAUAUUAGGGACCUUGAGGGGGUCCCUACCCACUCAUUGUGUUCCUUUGGACAAGUUAGCGUCUUCAUCUGUAAAAGGAGACUAUAUCUACAAGGAGUCUAUCCUGAACUUAGAUCGUGUACAUUUUGGGAACUUAUUUUAGAAAAGAUCUAAAUUUUAAAAAUUCUCAAUGGACAGACAGAGAAAAGAGGGUCUUUGCCAACUUCUUUGGACAUCUGCAGUAAGAAUGUCUUUCCCCCCUCAUUUGAAUCGCCCUCCCAUGGGAAUCCCAGCACUCCCACCAGGGAUUCCACCACCACAGUUUCCUGGCUUUCCUCCACCUGUACCUCCAGGAACCCCAAUGAUUCCUGUACCAAUGAGCAUUAUGGCUCCUGCUCCAACUCUGAAUUACCCAUCCACGGCUGUCUUAGUACCCACUGUGUCCAUGGUUGGAAAGCAUUUGGGAGCCAGAAAGGAUCAUCCAGGCUUAAAGGCAAAGGAAAAUGAUGAAAAUUGUGGUCCUACUACUACUGUUUUUGUUGGCAACAUUUCUGAGAAAGCCUCAGACAUGCUCAUAAGACAGCUCCUUGCUAAAUGUGGCUUGGUUUUAAGCUGGAAGAGAGUACAAGGUGCAUCUGGAAAACUUCAAGCCUUUGGAUUCUGUGAGUAUAAGGAGCCUGAAUCUACCCUCCGUGCACUCAGGUUAUUGCAUGACCUGCAGAUUGGAGAGAAGAAACUGCUUGUUAAAGUUGAUGCAAAGACAAAGGCACAACUGGAUGAAUGGAAAGCAAAGAAGAAAGCUUCUAAUGGGACUGCUAGGCCAGAAACUGUCACUAAUGAUGACGAAGAAGCCUUAGAUGAAGAAACUAAGAGAAGAGAUCAGAUGAUCAAAGGGGCCAUUGAAAUUUUAAUACGUGAAUACUCCAGUGAGCUCAAUGCCCCUUCACAAGAAUCUGACUCUCACCCCAGGAAGAAGAAGAAGGAAAAGAAGGAGGACAUUUUCCGCAGAUUUCCAGUGGCACCUCUGAUCCCGUAUCCACUCAUCACUAAGGAAGAUAUAAAUGCUAUAGAAAUGGAAGAAGACAAAAGAGACCUGAUAUCCCGAGAGAUCAGCAAAUUCAGAGAUACACACAAGAAACUGGAAGAAGAGAAAGGCAAAAAAGAAAAAGAAAGACAGGAAAUUGAGAAAGAACGGAGAGAAAGAGAGAGGGAGCGUGAAAGGGAACGAGAAAGGCGAGAACGAGAACGAGAAAGGGAAAGAGAACGUGAACGAGAAAAGGAGAAGGAACGGGAGCGGGAACGAGAACGGGAUAGGGAUCGUGACCGGACAAAGGAGAGAGAUCGGGAUCGUGAUCGAGAGAGAGAUCGUGACCGCGAUCGGGAAAGGAGUUCAGAUCGGAAUAAGGAUCGGAGUCGAUCAAGAGAAAAGAGCAGAGAUCGUGAAAGGGAGCGGGAGCGGGAAAGAGAGAGAGAGAGAGAACGUGAACGAGAAAGAGAGCGUGAACGAGAAAGAGAGCGUGAAAGGGAACGGGAGCGAGAAAGAGAAAAGGACAAGAAGAGGGAUCGAGAAGAGGAUGAAGAAGAUGCGUAUGAACGAAGAAAACUUGAAAGAAAACUCCGGGAGAAAGAAGCUGCUUAUCAAGAGCGCCUUAAGAAUUGGGAAAUCAGAGAACGGAAGAAAACCCGGGAGUAUGAGAAAGAGGCUGAAAGAGAAGAGGAAAGGAGAAGAGAAAUGGCAAAAGAAGCUAAACGACUAAAAGAAUUCUUAGAAGAUUAUGAUGAUGAUAGAGAUGAUCCCAAAUAUUACAGAGGAAGUGCUCUUCAGAAAAGAUUGCGUGACAGGGAAAAGGAAAUGGAAGCAGAUGAACGGGAUAGGAAAAGAGAGAAGGAAGAGCUAGAGGAAAUCAGGCAGCGACUUCUGGCAGAAGGGCAUCCGGAUCCAGAUGCAGAGCUUCAGAGGAUGGAACAAGAGGCUGAGAGGCGCAGACAACCACAAAUAAAGCAAGAACCAGAAUCAGAGGAAGAGGAAGAAGAAAAGCAAGAAAAAGAAGAAAAACGAGAGGAACCCGUUGAAGAGGAAGAAGAGCCAGAGCAGAAGCCCUGUCUUAAACCAACUCUGAGGCCCAUCAGUUCUGCCCCAUCUGUUUCCUCUGCCAGUGGCAAUGCAACCCCCAACACUCCUGGGGAUGAGUCUCCCUGUGGUAUUAUUAUUCCUCAUGAAAAUUCGCCAGAUCAACAACAACCUGAGGAGCAUAGGCCAAAAAUAGGACUGAGUCUUAAACUGGGUGCUUCCAAUAGUCCUGGUCAACCUAAUUCUGUGAAGAGAAAGAAACUCCCUGUAGAUAGUGUCUUUAACAAAUUUGAGGAUGAAGACAGUGAUGAUGUACCCCGAAAAAGGAAACUGGUUCCCUUGGAUUAUGGUGAAGAUGAUAAAAAUGCUGCCAAAGGCACCGUAAACACUGAAGAAAAGCGCAAACACAUUAAGAGUCUCAUUGAGAAAAUCCCUACAGCCAAACCUGAGCUUUUUGCUUAUCCCCUGGAUUGGUCUAUUGUGGACUCUAUAUUGAUGGAACGACGAAUUAGACCUUGGAUUAAUAAGAAAAUUAUAGAAUACAUAGGUGAAGAAGAAGCUACAUUAGUUGAUUUUGUUUGUUCUAAGGUUAUGGCUCAUAGUUCACCUCAGAGCAUUUUAGAUGAUGUUGCCAUGGUACUUGAUGAAGAAGCAGAAGUUUUUAUAGUCAAAAUGUGGAGAUUAUUGAUAUAUGAAACAGAAGCCAAGAAAAUUGGUCUUGUGAAGUAAAACUCUGUACAUUGAGAGUUCCAUUUCAGCUAUCGUCUUUCCCAUCCUUCAAAGGACUUUGAAAAAUUUUUUUGUCUUCAAAGACAUUUGUGAGAUCUGUAAUUUUUUUUAAAUGUAGAAAAUGUGAAUUUUUUUUUUUUUUGUCCUCCAAUUUGUUGAUGCCCUGUGUACUCCCUUGGUUGUAAAGACAUCCGAAUCCUACCUUGGUUCUCUUUAUACUCACCAGGUACAAAUUACUGGUAUGUUUUAUAAGCCACAGCUACUGUACACAGCCUAUCUGAUAUAAUCUUGUUCUGCUGAUUUGUUCCUUGUAAAUAUUAAAAUGACUCCCCGAUUCUUUUGCAGAAUUGCACUUAAUAUUGAACUGUACUGUACAGGAACCAACAUGAACAAUUUUAAUAGAAAGAAUACCAGCCCACAUCUAUUACCCAUACCCCCUUGAUCAGAAUUGGCAGGCUUUCAUGAAGGCAUGAAAUUUAAAAUUAGAGUGUGAAAAUUAGGAGACCAUCCAUUCCUACUGUAUCUCUGUAUGAAUGUGUUUGUGUGAAUGUAUAUAUAAAAGUAUUUUCCCUAAUUUGCUUUGGAGGGCUCCCUUGAACAUUUUCUAAUUGAAAAAUAUAAUUGUAAAGGAAACAUGGUAUUGUGCCAAUCCAAAUGUCUGGGAUAAUUAGGUUAAUAGUCUCCCAGAGCAUGUUACUCUCUUACGGCAAGAAACAGUCUGUUGAACAGAAUGGGGUUUUCCUGUUGAUAGCUGGCUGCUUCAGCCCUUCUUUUAUGGAAGUGUGAAUCAGUGGUUCCCCUCUCUCCCCCCAAUCUCAUUGUUCAGAAAUGAGGCAGAUCCUUAGAUUGCACUGAUUGGUCCUUAGUUUAAUUUUGGUGUGCCCCUUUGCUUAAAAAAAAUAAAAAGCAUAAAUGAAAAAUACUUUUUAAAAACAAAAGAUAAAAUUAGGCAAUUUUACAGACUAGGAAAGUUUGACAAAAUACAAUAGAAUUUCAGCAUGGCAUUUUGUAAAAGUUUACAUCUUAUUUUUAAGGAUAAAGUACAUCAUUUAAGGCAGUUACCACUAAUUUUUUGUUUUGUAAAGGCUUUAUAGCUUGUCUGUGUGUAAGCACACACCUUGUUUACCUCUGCUCAUCAAAGUUUAAAAAUACAUUGAUGGUGUUGGAGACACACAUGGGGCUUUCUUUAUUGUACAUCAGAACUUCACCAGGGAGCAAAAUUAAUCGAAAAUACAACAAGUUUUAAACAGUUCUAAAUACAAAGUAGGUGCAGCUAUUUCAUGUCUAAGUAUUUAUUUAAAGAUGAAGAUUGGGAAUAGGAAGAUAAAGCCUAACUGAGCUUGAGUUACUAGAUUUUUUUUUUACAUCUUAAGAGGACAUUUGAAAACACUGUUCUUAACAUUGAACCAUGACAUGGUUCCCUUAUGUAAAUAUUUCAGAUAUUAAAAAUGUAUAUAUUUGA
Myotis myotis is the source of this 5538-nucleotide messenger RNA. It is a transcript of the gene RBM25, whose product is annotated as RNA binding motif protein 25. Gene Ontology annotation, biological process: regulation of alternative mRNA splicing, via spliceosome; mRNA processing. Gene Ontology annotation, cellular component: spliceosomal complex. The record is from RefSeq and is a predicted model, not a curated record. Bases 1467 to 4076 code for a protein of 869 amino acids. The transcript has 21 exons. Gene Ontology annotation, molecular function: mRNA binding. Lineage: Eukaryota; Metazoa; Chordata; Mammalia; Chiroptera; Vespertilionidae.